AUGCCACAGGAGGCGAAAACAAGCGAGAAAAAAGAGCUUGUAAAUGUUCAAGGAAGAAUUCAGAAUUUGUCGAGUAGAGUUGGCUUUGCGACGCUCUCUACGGGGCACUGUAAUCCGGGAAACCUAAAUUUCAGUGACAAUGUUUACUUUCGAAAAGAAACGUUGGAAGCUAUUUCUGGGAAAGGGAUAAUCGACUUGCGAAAUAUCUUUACUGUUGGGCAACUAGUCUGGAUUAACGCUGAAAUUGGGCCGGAAGGAUCGCGGUGCAAAUGGAAAGCGACAAAGAUAGAACCAGUGGAAGUAACAACGAUGGAGGAAUCAGUCAUGUGGUCGUAUGAAAACCUGUAUUUCAUACAGAUGCUUGCUGCUACUGGUUCAAAGGAUGUAAGAGAUUUAGUCGCAGCGGUGCAAAAUGCACCAGAGAUCGUCAAGAAGCAAGUAAGGCCAGAAGAAAAGAGCAUCAAAGAAUUCCUGGCGAAGUCUCCCCAACUUUUUAUUGUUGAGAACAACGUCGUCUCCCUUGGUGCAGAUUCGCUCAUCGCUCGAAAAAUGGAAGCAGAAGUCAAGGCUUGUUGCAAAAAAGCGAUAAAGCGGGCUGGGUUCAAGAAGAACUUCCAGAGUAUGACGGGAGUUCUCUCACAGUGCAAAGCAGCCGCUCGGGCGUACAUUGGCGGAAUGGACGGAUUACGGCGAUUCUUCGCGCGUCACGAAAAUACAUUCAGAGUUCAGGACGAGGAACAUGAAGAAGUCAUCAUUCCAGUCGACGAAGAAACAGACUCGAAAUCAUCAGCUGUUGAAGCUGAUGCGAUGGAAUUCCUCACGCGACUUGUUGCUCGACACAACGGAGAAAUGAACCUCGACGACAUCGCCAAUGAGCUGAAGAAGAAUCCGCAAAUUGAGCUUCAAACGAAUAAGUUGCUAACGUUUCUUCAAGAUCACAGUAGCGUGUUUUUACUGAACGGCACGAGCGUUGGUCUCGUGGCCGAAAGGGACGACUCGAUUUACAGCUCGCUGGAAUCGGCGCCGUCUAAUCGAUACUUUUCACGACGGCCGACGGUUGGAGCUGGACGGAUAAUUAGACGCAGAGACAGUUAUGCUAAGUACCAACGACUUUUACGGCGAAAGAGCAGCUCAUUCAAGGGAAAUACUUUCGAGUUUAGCGAUAAUUUCCGAUUCUUGAGAGAUUUUUGGUCCGAUGGAGAAAUCGAAGAUGACUCAACAAGUGGUGUGCAGAGUUUUGAAACAACAAACUUGGGCUUUGGCCUCCUAAACCUUGGUGAUUUGCAUGAAAGUCUGCGCUUCUCGACUCAGUCGCUUCCGGAUACGCUUGAAAACAACCUGAAGAGCCCUGAUGAAGAAGACGAAGAGUACUCGCUCUGUGGCAGCGAUGUUUCUUCACGACCGUAUCGAGAGGAAAUCGAAUCCAAUCUCAAUCCUCGUUUUUCAAUAUCACUGCCGAAUUUGUGCGAUUUGACGCUUCUAGCGCCGGGGCAAGAUCCACGAGCAGACGAAGAUCGAGAGUCUGAUAGAUUUGGACUCAAGCUUAUCGCUUCUAUUGCAUCGAGUACAUCCAACAGCGGCUUCCGAGAGUCCAUGGGUCGAGGAUCUCCACCGAGGCCAAGUCAGCAGCCCGUUUAUGUUUCUGACUGUGCUUCAUCCGAUCAGAGCUCCGGACCAGGUCGAUCUAUGCCUGAGUCUGUUUCGAUCAGGAUUCCUAAACGAUACGAGUUCAGACAAGAUCCAGAUGAGUACUUGAAGCGAACCAGCAAUCAAACUGACGUGACAGUAGUUGCAAAAGGCAUGACUGGUCAUGUGAUGCGCGACUUCGAAGCUCUGACUGAAAUCUUUCCACCGCAAAUAGAAGAAUUCCUCAGAAAUGUUGAAGACGCACAGUACCUGUACAAAAUCGAAAUCGACGCUAAAAAGAUUCGGCUGCGCUUUCAAACUGAUGAAGGUCGAAAAACUGUGGUCACCUCGUACACUGAAAAUCCAUGUGAUAUAUUACAGAACGAAACGAUAAGAAAGUGCGAGAAUUCAAAUCUGGAACAGGGUUGUUUUGACGGGCAGUAUUUCAUUGAAGGAACGCUGCAUGAAAUUUCCUUAUUGGAAAUUGGAAAAGUUGUCGCGCUGACAAUUUCUGUCGUUUUACCAAAAGUGGACAAGGCAAAUCUCAAAAAGGCUGAAGAACUGAUAGCAACGAAGAAAACGAUCAAAACAAUUGACGACGAAAAUUUUUGCCGAAACGUUUGUAGACUUUUAUCAGAAGAUGAAAGCUUGUCAGUUUUCGUUCUUGAUCUCAACGGUCGAAUUUGUGGACAUGGGUCGAUUGCGCACUGGUCGGUUGGAGAUGUCCGCAUGUUUCCGUUCGACAGCGCUGAAGAUCUGAACAGCCAUUUGCAAAAUAUUCUCAAGCACCAUCCAGAUGUAAUUAUCACCGCUGCCCCGCUCACAACCCAAGUCCCAAGCUCCGUUUCUGUCUACCACCUUCUCUAA
Molecule: messenger RNA, 2493 nt
Organism: Oikopleura dioica
Lineage: Eukaryota; Metazoa; Chordata; Appendicularia; Copelata; Oikopleuridae
Source: the annotation of a GenBank genome assembly